AUGUUGGCCAGAAAAUGCUUUCACAUCUACUCCAGGGCUAUUUUGACAUCGGCAAAGUUCAGCUCAUCUGCUCCAUCGAGUUAUGUCCCAGAUUCAACCAAUUUUGCGCUGAAAGUUCAGAAGAGAAUUGAAGAAACCCGAGAAAAAGCCGCUUUGGGAGGGGGACAAGCCAGAAUUGAUGCUCAACAUAAAAAGGUAAGUGAAUUGGCCAUUUGGCAAGCUUCUGACAAUGAGAUCAAAAGAAAACAGGAUUUCUUCGAUUUUUGGGUCAAGUCUAACGUUACACUUGGUAAGACUUGACUCGCAACGCAAAAAUGAGAAAAGUUGGUGUUUUUCAGAGAACUUCUACAAUUUUUGGAGUAAGCAGACUCCCUUGGAUCAUAUUUGAUUUUUCCAUAAAUUCGGAAAGAUGUUUUACAUCUGAAAUUAUUCAUUUUACAUCAUUGUCUAAUGUUGUUUCUCAUUUUGUUACCUAAAAUUAUUUUUUUCAGGGAAAACUCACCGCUCGGGAGCGAAUUCAAGCUCUUCUUGACCCUGGAACCUUCAGAGAGUAUGAUCAAUUUGUGGAGCACACUUGUACCGACUUUAACAUGCAGAAAGAAAAGGUAAUUCUUGUGUUCUCGAUGUCUAAAAUAAAAUUUUAGUAUCCUGGGGACAGUGUAGUCACAGGUCAUGGAAAGAUCAGUGGAAGAACGGUCUAUGUGUUCUCCCAAGAUUUCACAGUAUUCGGAGGAUCUUUUUCAUUGGCAAACGCGAAAAAAGUUGUCAAGAUUAUGAAGGUAAGGUCGAAUGGCAUAAAUAAUAUAACUUUGGUAUCUUUAGCAAGCAGUGCUGACUGGAUGCCCUGUAAUUGGUCUAAAUGACUCUGGAGGCGCUCGAAUUCAAGAGGGAGUCGACUCGUUGGCUGGUUAUGCCGACGUUUUCAAGGUAAGGCCAUUUUUUGCCUCGGAUAAUAUAAAAAUGGGGGCUUCGGUAGUUCAGCCCCCCACGAAAGGUAGUUCAAACCCCCACUGUUUUGCCCGUUUCACACCCCACAUAAUGAACAAAUUAGAAUAAUACAAAAAGUGUAAGUGGGGGUUUGAUCUACUACGUUGGGGGUUUGAUCUAAAACGUAGGGGGCUUUUUCUAAAACGGAGGGGGCUUCAUCUAAAACGUAGGGGGCUUGUGCUGGACCAUACAACUUGGAUUAAUUCUUUGAAAUAAAUUUUGGGGUUCAGAAUGUACGAGGGGGGUUGUACUGGGUUAUGGGGGGGCUAAACUGGACUGGGGGGCUGUACUACCUUAGCCCCUAAAAAUGUCUAAAAUUUGGGUUUAUUUUGAACUUUAGGAGAAUAUCGAAGCUUCUGGUAUAGUCCCGCAGAUCUCACUUAUUAUGGGUCCCUGUGCCGGCGGCGCCGUCUAUUCUCCAGCGUUGACCGACUUUACUUUUAUGGUCAGAGACACUUCGUAUCUCUUUAUCACUGGUCCAGACGUUGUCAAAGCUGUUACCAAUGAAACCGUGACACAAGAAGACCUCGGAGGGGCGAAAGUUCAUACGAAGGUAUGUAAUUGUGAAGAUUUUUUGUCUUUUUAAGAUAGGGUCCUAAAACAAUAUCAAAGUAUCUCGAUUUCAGGUGUCCGGCGUUGCCCACGGCGCCUUCGAUAACGACAUUGAGGCUUUACUCAACAUUCGGAAGCUAAUGAACUUCCUUCCACUCAAUAAUACGCAACCAGCACCGAUCAGAAAAUCGGAUGACCCAUGGGACAGGGAUGUCCCAAAUUUGGAUACAAUCGUCCCAUUAGAUUCGAUGAAGGCCUAUGAUAUGAAAGAAGUGGUCCAUUCGUUGGUCGACGAGGGAGAUUUCUUCGAGAUUCAGCCAGAUUAUGCCAAAAAUAUUCUUUGUGGAUUUGGGCGGAUGAAUGGACAGAGUGUUGGAAUCGUUGGAAACAACCCCAAAUUUGCUGCUGGUACGUAUUUUUAGUUAGUUUGGGUGUCGUUUAGGUGAUUGCUGGUAAGCUUUAAAGAUGUUUUUUUUAAAUCAAUAUCUUCCUUUAGGUUGUCUGGAUAUCAACUCUUCGAUCAAAGGCGCCCGAUUUGUCCGCUUCUGUGACGCCUUCAAUAUCCCUAUCGUAACCCUGGUCGAUGUGCCUGGUUUCCUCCCAGGAACUUCUCAAGAAUACGACGGAAUCAUCCGCCAUGGCGCCAAACUUCUCUAUGCCUUUGGCGAAGCGACUGUUCCAAAAAUCACUGUGAUUACUCGCAAAGCCUAUGGUGGCGCAUAUGAUGUGAUGUCCUCGAAACAUCUUGGCGCCGACGUCAACUAUUGUUGGCCAACGGCUGAGGUGGCGGUUAUGGGCGCGAAAGGAGCGGUCAGUAUUUUGUACAGAAGAGAUGUGGAAAAUCAGCCAAAACACGAGCGAGAUUACAUCGACCACUUCAGCAAUCCAUUCCCAGCGGCGACUAGAGGUGAGGGGAAGAUUUGUAUUGAAUUUUACAACAUUUGGGGUCAUCGCUUGAGAGGAUUUAACAAUUGAGGGAAAUUUUUUAAAUUCUGGACUUAAAAUGAUAUAACUGUUGGUUUCAGGCUUCAUUGAUGAUAUUAUUGAACCCAGAACCACCCGUCGUAAGAUCUGCCAAGAUUUGGAACUCUUGGCCAACAAAAAAGUUGUCCCAAGAAACCGAAAACAUGGAAAUAUCCCGUUAUAA
This is a messenger RNA of Bursaphelenchus xylophilus (pine wood nematode), 2686 nucleotides long. The record is from the annotation of a GenBank genome assembly. Lineage: Eukaryota; Metazoa; Nematoda; Chromadorea; Rhabditida; Aphelenchoididae.